Acomys russatus (golden spiny mouse) is the source of this 2405-nucleotide messenger RNA. RefSeq names its product sestrin 3 (gene Sesn3). The transcript is spliced from 10 exons. Bases 108 to 1586 code for a protein of 492 amino acids. The record is from RefSeq and is a predicted model, not a curated record. Gene Ontology annotation, cellular component: nucleus. Gene Ontology annotation, molecular function: oxidoreductase activity, acting on peroxide as acceptor; L-leucine binding. Lineage: Eukaryota; Metazoa; Chordata; Mammalia; Rodentia; Muridae. Gene Ontology annotation, biological process: negative regulation of TORC1 signaling; cellular response to leucine starvation; cellular response to L-leucine.
AGCUCGCGCGGGCAGCCGCUGCGCCGUCCUUGCCGCCGGGACCCCGAGAAGAGAACGCCGAAGCCGUCCUCCGCUAGCGGCCGCGGUGACAGCCCGGCGUCGGCGCGAUGAACCGCGGUGGCAGCAGCGCGGCGGCCUCGGCCAACUACCUGCUCUGCACCAACUGCCGGAAAGUGCUGCGGAAGGAUAAAAGAAUCAGAAUGUCCCAACCCCUGACAAGAGGACCAAGUGCCUUUAUUCCAGAGAAAGAAGUUAUCCAAGCAAACACGGCAGAUGAACGAACAAACUUUCUUGUGGAAGAGUACUCUACAUCCGGUCGCCUGGACAACAUCACACAGGUGAUGAGCUUACACACGCAGUACCUGGAAUCUUUCUUGAGGAGCCAGUUCUACAUGCUGCGUAUGGAUGGCCCCCUUCCCCUCCCAGAUAGGCACUACAUCGCCAUCAUGGCCGCAGCCAGACACCAGUGUUCCUACCUAAUAAACAUGCACGUGGAUGAGUUUUUAAAGACUGGAGGGAUUGCUGAGUGGCUGAACGGCUUGGAAUAUGUUCCACAAAGACUGAGAAACCUUAAUGAAAUCAACAAGCUGCUGGCACACCGGCCCUGGCUGAUCACGAAGGAGCACAUUCAGAAACUUGUCAAAACUGGAGAAAAUAAUUGGUCCUUGCCUGAGCUAGUGCACGCCGUGGUCCUCCUGGCUCACUACCACGCUUUGGCCAGCUUUGUUUUUGGUAGUGGCAUCAAUCCAGAGAGAGAUCCAGGAAUCGCCAAUGGGUUCAGACUAAUCUCGGUGAACAGCUUCUGUGUCUGUGAUCUGGCUAAUGACAACAGCAUCGAGAAUGCAUCGCUGGCGGGCAGCAACUUCGGGAUUGUGGAUUCCCUGGGUGAGCUGGAAGCCUUAAUGGAAAGAAUGAAGAGGCUUCAGGAAGACAGGGAAGAUGAAGAUACCACCCGGGAAGAAAUGACCACGUGUUUUGAGAAAGAAAAGAAAGAAAGUCUCUUUGUGGUCCCCGCAGAGGCCUUCCACUCAUUUCCUCCCUCAGAUUUUGAAGAUGACAGCAUCGUAACAGCUGAUGUUUCUCGAUACAUUGAAGACCCAGGUUUUGGGUAUGAAGACUUUGCCAGGCGAGGAGAAGAACAUUUGCCAACAUUCCGAGCCCAGGACUACACCUGGGAAAACCAUGGGUUCUCACUGGUGAACAGGCUUUACUCUGACAUUGGGCAUCUCCUGGAUGAGAAGUUUCGCAUGGUCUACAGUCUCACCUACAACACAAUGGCCACCCACGAGGAUGUGGACACCACCACACUGCGCAGAGCUUUGUUCAACUACGUUCACUGUAUGUUUGGAAUCAGGUAUGAUGACUAUGACUAUGGGGAAGUUAACCAGUUACUUGAACGGAGCCUGAAGGUUUACAUCAAGACCGUGACCUGCUACCCUGAGAGAACCACGAAGCGCAUGUACGACAGCUACUGGCGGCAGUUCACACACUCAGAGAAGGUUCACGUGAAUUUGCUUCUGAUGGAAGCGCGGAUGCAAGCUGAGCUACUUUACGCUUUGCGUGCCAUAACUCGGCACCUGACCUGAAGCACCUCCAGGAAGGUGUCAGCAUGUGUCACGGCCUGUCACACAGGACUCAAAUCAGAACUUGUCUGUGAUGCAGCCACAGCAGUUACUCAGCUCUCUAGUGUCAAAGUUUAGCUGUCGGGGUUUUUGUUUUUGUUUUGUUAUUGUUUUUAGGGUUUGGUUUGGGGGGUUGUUUGGUUGGUUGGUUGUUGUUGUUUUUUCCCCCGGCUAUAAUGUGCAAUGGUGUGUUUCAUAUUUCUUGAUGCUUAACAUCGCUAACAAUUGCAGAAGUAACCCUGACAAGCACUACUUUAUGUUGCUUAGAGUUGGAUUUUUGGAUCUGACCAUAAAUCAUGAACUGGUUUGUUAAUGUUUCACUUCAUUGCUUUGAAGUUCAUGUGUAUGUGUAUUAUUUUUCUUUACUUUAAAAAAAAAAAAAGGAAAAGUGCUUACAAUCCACUCAAACAGUUGUUUUUCAGAUAUCAAGAUUCAUCAAAGAAUGGUAGCCUCUACCGCUCUAAAAUCCCUCGUGUCCUGAGUCUGGGGAAAAGCAUGUGUUGCCGACCCAAGCUGCUCUGCGGCACGGCCUGGGUCCCCAGGAGAUCAGCAGGCACUGUGCUGUUUUUGUUUAUCCAGUUUUUUUCCUUAAACUGCUAUUGGCAAUAACGUGAAAUGUGAUACAGACACAGUCCAUAAUUUAAUGUGAAAUUAAUUAUGAUGAAUUCUAUAGCAUGCUACUGAAAUGCCAAGAUCAGCUACUUUUUUUGUCUUCUAAAACAGAGGCCCUGUUUUCCCAUGUCUGUGUGGCAGUGGACUUAGGCACAGUCCCCUGAGUCCUGG